Molecule: messenger RNA, 594 nt
Organism: Diaporthe amygdali
Lineage: Eukaryota; Fungi; Ascomycota; Sordariomycetes; Diaporthales; Diaporthaceae
Exons: 4
Coding region: 1-594 (197 amino acids)
Source: RefSeq, a predicted model, not a curated record
AUGACCGGAACCUUGACCCCUGUGCGGCCCCUGGGCCCCCUCCCUCUUCGCCUGCGGGUCAGUACUUGCAUCCGCGAGAGCCAGGAAACGGCGCGAAGGGGAAAUGUGUGGUUCGUGGACGGGCCGUCUGUUCAUCAGCCAACCGUGACCUGUAUCACAGACGCCAUCGUGCAGCAUGCGAAUCCAUCCAGAUUCCAUGAGGGUGUCGUGCUACCACUAGGCACAGUUGAGGUCGUACAUUCUGCCCAGCUCUGCCAGCUCUGCCAGCCAACUCGCAGGCCGCGCUCGGGGCGCUUAUACGAAUGGAGAACCAACAGCUGCAAGUCGCUUCCGCACGAGGCCAAUCAAGGCUUUUCCCGGCACCGCUUGAGUCUUUCCAUGUCCGGUAUCUCUUGUCUGCGUCAGCCUAACGGGGCCUCCCCGCCCUUGAGUGGACUUGGGAUCCUCGCCAAGGUCGCAAGGUUCUUGGUUCCCACAUGUGCAGAGAGGAGCGAGAUGGGGAAAAAAACAGCGGGAAGGCAGCAAUGGACGUUGUCCGUCCGGUUCCAGCUCAUCGCCCACCAGAUUCACUCUAGACUUCUCACGGACACUUGA